Molecule: messenger RNA, 684 nt
Organism: Gregarina niphandrodes
Lineage: Eukaryota; Apicomplexa; Conoidasida; Eugregarinorida; Gregarinidae
Product: RNA-directed DNA polymerase
Exons: 2
Coding region: 1-684 (227 amino acids)
Source: RefSeq, a predicted model, not a curated record
AUGCUUCAACAGGUGAUGAACCAAGUGUCAAAAGAUAUUCUAGUAAAUCAACAACUAGAAGGCGUAUUAUUGAGUUUCAAAGAUUUGUGGGUGGGAGAUGAUUUAGGACGAACCAAGUUAGUUCAGCAUGCUAUUAAUCUAGAGGUGAAUAAGCCCAUUGCAAGCAGAUGCCGUCGUUAUUCAGAAGAACAGAAAUUAAUUAUUGAGAAAGAAGUUCGAGAGAUGCUUCCGAAAGACGUAAUUCGGGAAAGUCAAAAUUAUCGACCACUCAAUAAAAUCACCACGAAAGACGAGUUCCCUAUUCCUAGGAUAGAUGAUCUACUUAGAGCUGUCAAAGGCUCACGUUACUUUAUCGCCCUAGAUUUACGAGCUGGAUACUGGCAGGUUACAAUGAAGGCGGAUGAUAUCCCAAAAACGGCGUUUCGAACCCCUUCUGGUUUAUAUGAAUUUACUGUGGUGCCGUUUGGACUCGUGAAUGCUCCGACAACUUUUCAAAGACUAGUAACUCAUGUCUUCGGCGAUUUAUUUUGGGAGGGCGUUCUCGUUUAUUUAGACGAUAUUCUCAUUCAUGCAUCUACACUUCCACGAAUUAUGGAGUUGCUGCAGGAGGUUUUCAAACGAUUACGUUUCGCUGGUCUAAAACUACGCCUUUCGAAAUGUACUUUCCUACCUUCACAAAUAUAA